GCUUGGCUACACCUGACACCCGUUUCAGUGUUUGACUAGCUACAUGUGCAGGAGUUGCUCCCGGAGAGGUGGAGGCUGUAGCAGCAGUUUUGGCUUUAACUCCAGGGAUGGAGGAGGUGGAGGCUGUAGCAGCAGUUUUGGCUUUAACUCCAGGGAUGGAGGAGGUGGAGGCUGUAGCAGCAGUGCAUUUAACUCCAGGGGUGGAGGAGGUGGAGGCUGUAGCAGCAGUUUUGGCUUUAACUCCAGGGAUGGAGGAGGUGGAGGCUGUAGCAGCAGUUUUGGCUUUAACUCCAGGGGUGGAGGAGGUGGAGGCUGUAGCAGCAGUGCAUUUAACUCCAGGGGUGGAGGAGGUGGAGGCUGUAGCAGCAGUUUUGCCUUUAACUCCAGGGAUGAAGGAGGUGGAGGCUUUAGCAGCAAAGCCUUUAACUCCAGGGGUGGAGGAGGUGGAGGCUGUAGCAGCAGUUUUGCCUUUAACUCCAGGGAUGGAGGAGGUGGAGGCUGUAGCAGCAGUUUUGCCUUUAACUCCAGGGAUGGAGGAGGUGGAGGCUGUAGCAGCAGUUUUGCCUUUAACUCCAGGGAUGGAGGAGGUGGAGGCUUUAGCAGCAAUGCCUUUAACUCCAGGGAUGGAGGAGGUGGAGGCUAUAGCAGCAGUUUUGCCUUUAACUCCAGGGAUGGAGGAGGUGGAGGCUGUAGCACAAGCAGAAGAGGUGGAACAUUUCUUUACUUUUUAA
Xyrauchen texanus (razorback sucker) is the source of this 731-nucleotide messenger RNA. RefSeq lists its product as uncharacterized. The transcript has 2 exons. Lineage: Eukaryota; Metazoa; Chordata; Actinopteri; Cypriniformes; Catostomidae. Bases 108 to 731 code for a protein of 207 amino acids. The record is from RefSeq and is a predicted model, not a curated record.